Oikopleura dioica is the source of this 348-nucleotide messenger RNA. The record is from the annotation of a GenBank genome assembly. NCBI's taxonomy places the organism in Eukaryota, Metazoa, Chordata, Appendicularia, Copelata, Oikopleuridae.
AUGGGCUCAAUUUCCUCCAAAGCGGAUACAUACCAAGCGAUGGAAAACAGUGACGAUCCAAUUAAACAAUUUUGCUUUGAAAAAUGCAAAAACAAAUCUGUGAACGCAUACGUCGCCACUUAUCCAGGCGACCAUCGAAUAUACAACUGCCUUUGCAAGGACCUCGAAACGGAAGCACGAAAAUGGGCGAUUGCUUUUGGCGUGAUCGGGGCGUUCUUUUUCAUCGCCAAAUACGUACAGUACUUCAUCUGGCUGUAUAUUCAGCACAGAAAGAAAAAGGGAAAAGUUGAGCCAGAAGAAACUGGGGUUUUUUCAACCCUCAUUGGCGGCACUGCGAAAUCAGAUUGA